This is a messenger RNA of Sphaeramia orbicularis (orbiculate cardinalfish), 3538 nucleotides long. It is a transcript of the gene slc46a1, whose product is annotated as solute carrier family 46 member 1. NCBI's taxonomy places the organism in Eukaryota, Metazoa, Chordata, Actinopteri, Kurtiformes, Apogonidae. The coding region runs from base 232 to 1716 and encodes 494 amino acids. Gene Ontology annotation, biological process: transmembrane transport. The record is from RefSeq and is a predicted model, not a curated record. Gene Ontology annotation, cellular component: plasma membrane. The transcript is spliced from 6 exons. Gene Ontology annotation, molecular function: transmembrane transporter activity.
UGUAAACACUCACAGUGCUGUACUACUGCCCUCUGUAUUUCGCUGAGCCAGAACAUAAGUAGCUCAUUAACUUUUAACAGCGUUUUAAAAAGUAGCGUUAGCAUAAUGUAGCUAGCUCCAGCACUACUACAAAACAAGGGAGCUGGUUAACCUGUUGCACAAAUACAAUAUUCUGUAAACGUUACGUUAAAAGGUUAAUUUAGUUCAUGUUUACAGUUGUCCCAGUUGGACAUGGAUGAGCAGGACACAGCGGCGAUUCUCAGCGAUGUCCUGGACACCGGAUCAACCGACGAAGAGACGUCGACCACCGGCUCAUCUGGGCUCAAAGACGAGCCUGAGGUCGGCGUUAGGUCCGUCCGACCACCGUUCGCAUGUACGCAUCCGGUGUCGGUGGAGCCAGUGUUGUUCCUGUCCAUGUUCUCCCUGACCCUACAGGCGCCGCUGUCCACCCAGUAUCUGUGGGACCGGAUCAGCGAAGACCUGGGCUACAACGGAUCCAGGACGGACGAGUGCGGUAACAGCUCCGUCCGCCCAGACCCCCUACAGAAGGAGGUAGAAACCUUAACAGCACACUGGAACCUGUACCUCAGCCUGGGGGGCUUUUCUCUGAGCCUGCUGGUGGUGCCUCUCCUGGGCUCAUGGAGUGACAUGGCAGGUCGCAGACCAGUCUUCAUCAUCCCCAACCUUGGCAUGGCACUCCAGGCAAUUGUUUACCUAGUGGUGAUGUAUCUGAAGCUGCCCGUAGCCUACUUUCUUCUGGGCAGAAUGCUGAGUGGUCUUUUGGGUGAUUUCAAUUCCAUCUUGGCUGGGUGCUUUGCAUACAUAGCUGAUGUCAGUGACAGAAGGUCUCGCACCUUCAGGGUGGCUGUGCUGGAGGCCUGUUUGGGCCUUUCUGGGAUGCUCGCCAGCAUCAUAGGUGGUCAGUGGCGGCGGGCACAAGGGUACAUCAAUCCAUUCUGGCUGGUGCUGGCCACCAGCUUGGCAUCAGCUCUCUACUCUUACCUGUUGGUCCCUGAAUCUGUAACUAAAGACCCAAGUGCCAGACUCUUCACCUCACGCCACCACAAAGCCGUCUGGCACCUGUACUCAACAGGAGGCAGUGUCGGCGAGACUGGUGGACGACUACACAGGUGCAAGUUGUGGCUUUACACACUUUGCUUCUUCGUGGUGGUGGCUGUACAUUUCGGCAGCCGGGAGCUGUAUGUGUUGUACGAGCUGAGCUCUCCGCUGUGUUGGGGGCCUGCCCUGAUUGGCUAUGGCUCAGCAGCUCAACACUUGGCCUACCUGAGCAGUCUGCUGGGGCUGAAGGUCAUGCAGCGCUGCCUGCAGGACUCCUGGGUGGCUCUUGUGGGUCUGGUCUCUAAUAUUACAGGGUUGGUGGUCUUCUCUGUAGCUGACACCACCCAGCUCAUGUUCACAGGUUACGGCCUGUGUUUCCUCUUCAUGGCUGCAACACCUGUGCUCAGGUCAAAGCUGUCUAAGCUGGUGGACCCAUCAGAACAAGGUGCCCUUUUUGCCUCUGUUGCUUGUGUGGAGAGCCUGUGUUUUCUGGUGGGCAGUAGUGUCUUUAACUCUCUCUACCCAGCUACGUUGCACUUUAUGAAGGGCUUCCCCUUCCUAUUUGCUGCCAUCAUCCUGUUAAUCCCCACAGGAAUCAUUAGUACCCUAGAGUGUUUGGACCAGAGGAGACAUCGCAGAGAUUCCACAUCGUCUUGACCUGAAGAGAGGAGUCUGUGAAAGUCAGGUUUAUCAGUUUGUAAAGGACUCUUGGAGACAAUAUGUCCAUUUGUGUUGAUGGGAGAGACUUUUAAUAUCAGUACACUGAUUGGGAACUCUCCAGUGGUAAUGAAGUCACAGAAAUAAUUCCUCCACUUGUCACUGUGGAUAGUUCCAGACCAGAGGAUAAAAAAUCAACUGGAAUAAAGGACAGCUAUUUCAUCAUUAAAUUAAGUUAUACAAUGAACAAAGAGUUCUUUUCUAAGGGAUUUUUAAAAAUUUGAAUUACAGUAUAAUUGAGGGGUGUCAAAGAUUGUGCCUUCUAUUUUCUUGUUCACUUCAUUUACUACAGUUGAUCGUGCUGGCCACACGGAAAUUUCAGCUACACAGUAUCAAGCAAAGAUUCAUCAUUUAAAGUACUGUACGUUAGAGGAGCCUUCAUUAAUGGCAACUUUACAAUCUGUUCUGCCCAGAUGUAUUACAGGAUUAGACAAACAGUUUAGUCUAUUACAAUAAUAUGAAUUCACUGACAUAGGUUUUGUUUUUAGAGAUUGUUAUUGCAAUAGUGACUAAGUCAGUUAUUUAUAACUUGACUAGAAAUAUGCAAAUUUCCAUCCUUCAGUAUGAUUGUUGUACAGUAGGGCUGAACAAUAUGCAAAAAUUAUUGAAUUAUAUUGCAGCUGUUUUGACACAUCUCGGGACUGUAUGUGAAUUUUUUAUAUUUCACAUUUACAGCAGAAAAUCGAAUAUUUUAAAGACGUUUUUGCUGGGGACUGUACCGAAUAACCAGGCACAUGUUCCCUUGUAUCUGAUUCCUGAUUUGUAUACAGGGCGUCUGUGUACCGUGUAAUGGGAUGUCAUUUUACAUUUAUCAAAAAAAUUGCAUCUCCUGCAAGUUAUAUAAUGUACUUGGACAAAUUUCAUUUCCAUAAUAUUUUGAUCAGUUGUUCAGCUCGAUAUUACAGUCGCUGGUUCAGACUGUGAAGAGUUUCUGAAAAUCGGAGUGUUGAAGUUUGUUAGUGUAAUUAGUAUGAAGCACACUCUCUGGUUUAUGUCUCUAAAUGUUAAAUGUUAUGUACGACUUUGAAGCGGACUAUAAAACCAUCUUGCAGUGAAGCCAAAACUAGAGAGUCAUCUUAUUAUGGCUUCAUGCUGUAUAUCGAUCAAUGACUCACAGUCAAACAUGCUAAAACCUGACUGUUGGUAAUCCACUGCAGAGACUGAAACCAUCCUGGCAUCCAGGGAUUACUGAGUUACAACUAGACCUCACUCCCCCCUCCUCCUCCUGUCUCUAAAACAGACAGAUGUGUCCAAACUCCCUGAAGGACCUCCACUACUACCACCACAGUAAACACCAGAUAGUCCCACAGCACAAGACCACAAUCAGUGCAUGAACAGAGGUCAAGUCCUGGUUGCAGAAUGAGGGAACAAGAGCUGCCAAACCAGCCUUAAAAUGCUCAAAGGGAAAUCUAGAGGUUAACUGAGGUAUUUAUUCAGAUACUGUGAACUGAUCUACAUGAACAUACAUUUAUGCUGACACUGAGCUACAGCCAGUAUACUUUAAUUUCACUAUUGCUUUGUGAUAUUUGUGAUAGAAUUUACAUUUCACUCUCAGGUUUAAAUGAAAGAUUUUCACUUUGAAUUUUCAACACUUUUUUAUCUUGUUUGAAAUAAAAAUAUAAUGGUAACAAAUUAAAUUCUGUGUAACAAAAUAAGUAAGCCAAUGCAUACAAAAAACAAGCCAAAUCAAGACUAAAUACUUGCAGUUGUUUGAAGACAGUAUGCAUAUAUUUAUGUGUAAUGUUCCUGUGUAACUGUCCUG